Messenger RNA from Gadus chalcogrammus (walleye pollock), 2041 nucleotides. RefSeq names its product doublesex and mab-3 related transcription factor 2a (gene dmrt2a). The record is from RefSeq and is a predicted model, not a curated record. Gene Ontology annotation, cellular component: nucleus. Gene Ontology annotation, molecular function: DNA-binding transcription factor activity, RNA polymerase II-specific; RNA polymerase II cis-regulatory region sequence-specific DNA binding. Lineage: Eukaryota; Metazoa; Chordata; Actinopteri; Gadiformes; Gadidae. Gene Ontology annotation, biological process: sex differentiation; regulation of transcription by RNA polymerase II.
ACGUGUAACCUCAGCGGUGACACCACCAGUGCAAAGGUUCGUGCGUAAAGACGCGUGUAUACCUGGAACCAGGAUAACUGUCUCUCCUCCCAUGAAGAACAAACCGCAAAACACUCUGGAGUUAUUUCGUGAUCCGCUAAAGUACAGACUCUGUGUCCGACGCCGGGCUGCCGUACAGCACCACACAAAUAGCAGCGCGUCUUUUGGAUCAUCAUUACGCAUAAUCUCGACGGGUUACUCGGAGGGUUUUUUUGGUUGAGCCAACAUCAUGACAGACAGCGCCGGUUGCGAGUUCGAGAUCGACGUGGAAGGACUGGAGACGGAGAGCGACGACCAAGCCGAGUCCUCCGGCUCCACGGUGUCCGGUGCCGCGGAGGAAGACGAUGAGGUCGGACGCAUCGAGGACACCAGGGCCCCCAGCAACAGCAACAGCAGCAGCAGCAGCGUCCCUGGCCCAGGGGACCAAAGGAAACUAAGCCGGACGCCAAAAUGCGCGCGGUGCAGAAACCACGGCGUGGUGUCUUGCCUGAAGGGCCACAAGCGCUUCUGUCGCUGGCGGGACUGCCAGUGUGCCAACUGCCUGUUGGUGGUGGAGAGACAGCGGGUCAUGGCGGCACAAGUAGCACUCCGGAGACAGCAAGCCACGGAGGACAAAAAGGGGAUUACUGGGAAGCAUAUGCCAUCAGAAAGGAGGACGAUAUAUCAAAGACAAAUUCGACCAUCAAGCAUGCUCGCCAAAAGUAUUCUUGAAGGCUACCGCCCGGUCCAGUCCGACCCCUACCUGUCGGGCGGCUCUUCCUCCCUCCCGCCCCCGCUGAGCGACCGCAUGCGGAAGAGGCGGGCCUUCGCCGACAAGGAGCUGGAGAGCAUCAUGCUGGAGCGAGAGUACAAGGAGCGGGACCUGAUGGAGAACGGCCCGGCCUCCGCCUCCCUCCACUUCCCCGGGGGCAUGGUGCACCACCGCCACCACCACCACCACCACCACGCCGCCGCCGCCGCCGCCGCCGCCGCCGCCGCCGCCGCCGAGUACAACUCCUACAAGACGGCCUACUCGUCGGGCCCCACCAUGGAGCCCCAGCUGCCGUCCCACAAGGAGCUCUGGGGGGUGCUGAGCCCCGGCUGCCUGGAUGUGUCCAUGCAGUACGCCGCCGCCGCCGCCGCCGCGGGCGCCGCUAACCUGGAGCUCAUCUCCUCCAACGAGCGUGGCCACCACCUACCGCCACUACCCCCUGGGGCACGGGCCCCGCGGGGGGCCUCUGGCGGGGGGCUGGUGAUGUGGCCCCGCGGAGCCGUGCCCCCCGCCGCCAGCCUGGGCGACGCGCUGGUGUACCAGCAGUGCCUGCUCAACGCCAGCGCGCUGCAGAACAUGAAGCCCGGCGCGGCCUGGGAGCCCCGGGGCCGGCCCGCCGCCGGGGGCCCGCCCUCGCCAAAGCAGGACGUCGGCGGCGUCGCUAAGCUAGAGGCGCCGCCGCCGCCGCUUCGGGCGGCAGCGCCGCAGCACUCCCCCGCGGGCCCCGCCCCGUCGCAGGGGGAUGCCCCCCACCAGGGAUCGAACCAGGGCCCGAGGAGAGAGUGCUCGGCCUUCUCGCCCCCCAAGCGGGCCCCCUUCGAGCAGACGUUCCCCGAGCGCCCGGGCGGCGGCGGUUCCCCGAGCGCGAGCCCCGGACGCGGCCUCAGCCCGGGGCACGUCCUCAGCAAGCUGAGCAAGGACAGCGCCCAGAUCACGCUCUCCAUGAAGAGGAACUCCUUCCACUCCCUGAUCCAGCACACCCUCAGCGAGAAGGUCUCGCCGGGGCCCGGGCCCGGGGGCCUGGAGCUCAGGGGCCCCUACUGCAAAGAGCUGCUGGAGGAGGCGGCGCGCAAGUACAGAGAGGGGCUCUCCGCUCGGGACAUUCAGGCCGUCAAGGGCUCGGACGGGUACCCCAAAGACUCGCUGUCUAAGCCGCUAGGGACCAAGCUGGGCUCCGGAGACUCCCUGUCGUUCUCGGUGGAGGCCAUUCUGAAACGGGCCCCGCCCCCCGUGAACCGAGCCUUCCAUUAG